AUGAUGGGGAGUAGAGAAGGAGGGGAAGACAAAGAAGACCCACCAUCUGAAUAUCAUGUGGAGGAAUUGGUUAAGCCUAGUGACUCUAAUGAACAGUUUUCUGAAGUGACAUCUUCUUCUGAGCAGCCUAUAAUUUCCAUGCAUGCAAUUUAUGGAACGACUGGCUUCCAAACCAUGAGGGUUUGCUGCAGGAUCAAGCAUCACAAGCUAAUUAUCUUGGUUGACUCAGGCAGCACCCGUAACUUCAUUGAUGGGAAUGCUACCAAGGCCGUGGGAUUGAAAGUCGACUCUAGGUCCAAAACUGAAGUCACCAUAGCUGAUGGCACCCUCGUAGUGACUUGGGGAUCUUGCCAGAAUUUAACUUGGCAUAUGCCCACAGUCUGGGAUUUUUCUGUUUUAACUAUGCAUUUCCAGCAUAACGGUGAAUGGAAGUUACUACAAGGUUUGGUCCUUGGCCAUCUGCAAUUAAGCCAAACUAAGCAAACUUUGAAGCAGCUUAAUUCUAUGAUGGUCAGUAACAGGCAUCAACCCUGCACAUUGAUGUUGGCCGAGUGUUCUCAAUCACAGCUGAAGUUAAGUGCCCCUGAUAAGGUUGUUAUGGAUUUGCAGCAGCUACUAGAUAAGUAUUCUGGGAUCUUUGAAGAACCUAGGGGCUUGCCACCCCACAGACCUCAAGAUCAUAGGAUUCCACUUAAAGAUGAAUCCAAAACAGUAAAAAUUAGGCCUUAUAGACAUCCAAAUAUCCAGAAGAAUGAGAUAGAAAAGAUGGUGAAGGAAAUGUUGGAGUCUGGUGUUAUUAGGCACAGCAGUAGCUCAUUUGCAUCCGCUAUAGUCAUGGUUAAGAAGAAGAACGGGUCCUGGAGGAUGUGUGUGGAUUACCGUCAGCUAAACCAGUUAACCAUUAAAGACAAAUUCCCUAUUCCACUAAUUGAAGAGUUACUCGAUGAGCUCAUCGGUGCAAAAUUUUUCACCAAGUUAGAUUUGAGGUUUGGUUACUAUCAAGUUAGAAUGCAUACAGAAGACGUUCACAAAACAACCUUCAAGACACAUGAAGGCCACUAUGAGUUCCUUGUAAUGCCCUUUGGGCUUACUAAUGCACCCUCCACCUUCCAAAGCAUUAUGAAUGCUCUCUUCAAGCCUUACCUCAGAAGGAAGGGAUCAUCUAAUAUGGUGGCAGAUGUCUUGUCAAGAAAACCUGUGCCUCCAGCAAGUUUGAUGGCUAUUUCUUCAGCUAAAACUGAACUUUGGGACAAAAUCCAAGCUUCAUGGGAGAAGGAUGAGCGGUUGCAGAAAAUCAUUCAGAACCUACGGGGGGGAGUGUUUUCUAAUUCCAAAUAUACGUGGACUAGGGGGCAAUUGCACAGAAAGGGUAAACUGGUAGUGGGAAAUGAUAAAGAAUUGAAGAAGGAAUUGCUACUAUAUUUCCACAGUAGUCCCUUUGGAGGUCAUGCAGGAAACCAAGCUACUCUUAGUAGGAUUUCUUCAGUUCUGUAUUGGAAGGGCAUGAGAAAAGAUGUAAGAAAUAUGGUUAAAGAAUGCUCUAUCUGUCAAAGGCACAAGAGUGAACAUGCAGCCCCUCCAGGCCUUUUACAACCAUUACCUAUCCCAACUAAAAUAUGGGAGGAUAUAUCAAUGGACUUUAUUGAAGGGCUACCAAAGUCUGGAGGUAAAGAUUCUAUACUUGUAGUGGUAGAUCGCUUGAGCAAAUAUGCCCAUUUUAUACCCCUUGCGCACCCUUAUACUGCUAUAGAUGUAGCUCAAGCUUUUAUGAAUCAAAUUUUUAAGCUGCAUGAUGUUAAGUUGGAAACUUCUACUGCCUAUCACCCACAAACUGAUGGGCAAACAGAGGUAGUAAACAAGAGUCUUGAAUCUUACUUGAGGUGUAUGAUCAGUGAAAAGCCUAAAGAAUGGAGCUUCUGGUUGCCACUUGCUGAAUGGUGGUAUAACACCAACUACCACUCUUCUCUAAACUCUACACCAUAUGAAGUAGUAUAUGGGCAAAAGCCCCCUCUUCAUCAACCUUACCUAGCUGGAUCAUCUUUUGUGGAGACGGUGGACAGAAGCUUAAGUGCAAGGGAGGCAGCCCUGAAUGUAUGCAAAUUCUAUUUGUCCAGAGCUCAAAAUAGGAUGAAACAGAUGGCUGAUAGAAGGAGAACAGAACGGGAGUUCCAGGUUGGGGAAUGGGUCUAUGUCAAGCUCCAGCCAUAUAGGCAGCAAACAGUUGCUAACAGGAGCUGCUUAAAACUGUCUGCCAAAUACUUUGGCCCUUACCAGAUAACCAAGAAAGUAGGGGAGUUACCUAAAGCAGUAUCUGAGUUGCCUAUGUUGAGUGGUGAUGGGACUUUGAUCAAGGAACCAAUUAGCAUUGUCUAUAGAAGGAUGGUAAAGAGGAACAAUGCUACAGUCACUGAAGUUUUAGUUAAUUGGUCCAACAGUUUCCCUGAAGAUGCAACUUGGGAAGUGUGCAAGUUGGAAGGAAAAGCACUUAAUGGUUCAAUUCCCGCAGGACUCAUUGACAGGAUAAACAAGGGUUUGCUACAAUUAAAAUCUUUAGAGGAUGACUUCAAGGUGGAGAUUGGUGGUUUGAGGUCAUUGAUGGUUGAAUGCCCGGAUGACAAGGACAUGCUUGAUAUGGCGACUGAGUAUUUGGGUCAGGCUUUGGAAGAAAAGAAGAGGCUGCAGAACUUGCUGCUCAAAUCAUUACUUCCGAGGGAUGAUGCCGAUGAGAGGGACUGCAUUUUGGAAGUGAGAGCAGGACCUCCUGAGAAUGGUGAACAUAAUGAUGGGGAUUUAGGGGAUAAUAAUCAGGAUGUGCAGGAGGAUAAUGGGGGUUUAGGGGAUGUUAAUGCAGAUGAUGGAGAGAACGUAGAGAAUGCAAAUGAAGUACGAGAUUUGGGAGAUCUGGGUGGGGCUGAGUUUGUUGAUAUUAAUAUAGAUGUGGGUUUAGGUUCGGCUGAAGAAGCUUUGGGUUUACAAGAUGAAGACCAAGGUGAAGUUGAUGAUAAAAAUGGAGAUGUAGAAGAGCCUGAUUCUGAUUAUGAUAGUGAUGUGUCUUCAUAUCAUGAUAGUUCAGGCUUUGGAAAGAUAGAAAGUGAUCCUGAAGAGGUGGUUGUUGAAGAAACAAGGAGAAAAAGGAAGUACCCCUUGUAUGAUGAGAAUGUUGCUUACCCAUUUAUUGAUUAUGGGAUGGUUUAUCUAAAUAUUGCACAGUUUAAGAGGGUUGUUAGUUUGCUUGCAAUUAAGACUAGAAGGGCUAUAAAAUUUACCAAGAACAAGCCUAUGGCAGUUCAAGCUGCAACAUCUUCGACUGUCUUCUCAACACCUAUAACUGCCACAACAACAAACAAUGUCUCUACAACUUCAAAGUCAGUAUCAAAAAAGAAAACCAAACCGGUUUCAAGGGGAAGAGAACCUGGCUAUAAUGUUGCUGAUGAUGAAAACAUAGUGAUGAUGUUUGGUGCAGGUCUAGCCCCAAUUCUCGGGCAAAGAUUGUUGAUCUUGAAGUCAGCUUUCCAACGGCUACUCAUACGCUUCAAACGGAGCUCUGGAUCAAAAGUUAUGGCCAAAAUACAGAAAGGUCGCCAAAUCUGGAAACAAGUGGAGAAGCUUCAAGGUGAAGAUACGCAUGGCUGCUGGGUGAUGCGCGCAUGGCAUGACCCCCGACUCCCCCUGGACGCCCAUGUGGAUGGCUUGUGCGCCCAGGGCAUUGCUCUCAGCCCCCAUGUCGCUAGCGCCAAUGUGCUUGCUGGUGGCAUGUCUCGACUAGCGCUGGGCGUCCCAUGUGGUUUGCCUCGCGACCCAUGUACUCCAGUGCUUUGA
Corchorus capsularis is the source of this 3819-nucleotide messenger RNA. The record is from the annotation of a GenBank genome assembly. Lineage: Eukaryota; Viridiplantae; Streptophyta; Magnoliopsida; Malvales; Malvaceae.